AGUAGGAUAGAUAAUAUUAUUAAUAAAAUGUCAAUGGCAGGUUUCAUAAUUCAAUCUUUGUCUCCACCCGGCAAAUUGUGUUUCAUAAAAGGGAAUGAUCAUUCAAUUGUUAUUGUUUUUAUUCAGCAUGAUAUUGUUUUGUUUUUACAAGUCUGAUAGAAAUUGUCAAAGCCGAGUUUUGACCGGUACAUAUGAGCAGUUUUUGUGCUUUGGAGUCAAAUUUAGGAGAAAAGCCAUGUACGACGAUUGUGUCCUUUUGUCUAUGCGUUUUCCGCAGAAACUUUGGCGCAUAGUUAACGAGUGUAAAACUGGUGCGAUUCGUUGGAGCGUGAAUGGUGGUACGAUAUUAUUGGACUAUAAAAAAUUCCAGGAAGAAUACCUGAAUGCUGAACAUUCAAUUUUUAAAACGAACAAUAUAACAAGUUUCAUACGUCAGCUAAAUCUUUACGGAUUUAGAAAAGUAACUUCCCACAACCGCGAUCCAAUCUGUAACUCUCACAACCCCAACGUACACGAAUUUUUGCACGAAAAUUUUCGAGCCCAUCGCACCGAUCUCCUUGCCAAAGUAUGCCGUAGAACUGGCGCUGGUAAAAUUAAAUAUUGCGAUAAACUACGUUCUAAAAACUUAAUGAAACGAGACAUAGCUGACCCCAAGAAAAAAUUGCAGAUGUCACGCUUGCGAAUUUGUCAGUUUGCUUUGACCGAAGCUUUGCAGCAGGCGACUCGAGAUUACCAUCGAAAGAGAUUUUGGGAAGAGGUAAUCCACGAUGAUUCAUUAUCGGAGCUAAAUAAUUUUCACAAAAUAGCUCACAGCUAUGCCCGCGUCAUCGAGGGAUAUCAAACAACUUUUGAUUGUUCUCAAGAUUAUUGUCAAGCCGUUAGACAGUUACAUAGGAUUUGAAAUCAUCGCAACGUUCUUUAUUUAGUAAUUGUUUUCGCUU
Molecule: messenger RNA, 941 nt
Organism: Athalia rosae (coleseed sawfly)
Lineage: Eukaryota; Metazoa; Arthropoda; Insecta; Hymenoptera; Athaliidae
Product: heat shock transcription factor, X-linked member 4-like
Exons: 3
Coding region: 95-901 (268 amino acids)
Biological process (GO): regulation of DNA-templated transcription
Molecular function (GO): sequence-specific DNA binding; DNA-binding transcription factor activity
Source: RefSeq, a predicted model, not a curated record